Clupea harengus (Atlantic herring) is the source of this 3073-nucleotide messenger RNA. RefSeq names its product 5-hydroxytryptamine (serotonin) receptor 7b (gene htr7b). Gene Ontology annotation, molecular function: G protein-coupled serotonin receptor activity. Gene Ontology annotation, biological process: chemical synaptic transmission; circadian rhythm; vasoconstriction. The record is from RefSeq and is a predicted model, not a curated record. Gene Ontology annotation, cellular component: plasma membrane. NCBI's taxonomy places the organism in Eukaryota, Metazoa, Chordata, Actinopteri, Clupeiformes, Clupeidae.
GUUCUUUGCAGGAAUAGAAGACUACACUGCGUUCCUUAGCGAAUCUUGCCUUUUCUUGCCCCACGACUAGUUACAGCAGAAUGUUCACCACGCCGAGUACAGGGCUCGUCUUUGACUACAGAGAAGAUGGAGGUGAAGUUAGGAACGGCACCAAAGAACCUUUAACUACCUUUACGGAGAAGCCCUCACGAAAUGAUUCAUGUGGGGAGCAGAUGUUUGACCUGAGCCUAGUGGAGACAGUCGUUAUUGGGAUUACUCUGUCUAUCAUCACUGCAGUAACUGUCAUGGGGAACACACUGGUAGUUAUAGCGGUAUGUGUGGUCAAAAAACUUCGUCAGCCCUCCAACUACCUGCUUGUGUCUUUGGCUGUUGCAGACCUUUCUGUAGCGCUGGUCGUAAUGCCUUUUGUUAUCGUAACCGACCUGACUGGAGGUAUUUGGCUGUUUGGAGAGGUUUUCUGCAACAUCUUCAUCAGCAUGGAUGUUAUGUGUUGCACAGCAUCAAUAAUGACAUUAUGUGUCAUCAGCGUAGACAGGUACCUGGGCAUCACACGGCCUCUGACCUACCCUGCCAGGCAGAAUGGGCAGCUGAUGGCCAAGAUGAUCGUGGGCGUGUGGCUGGCAUCGGCCUCCAUCACUCUGCCCCCGUUCUGCGGCUGGGCCCAGAACAUCAACGCGGCCGGCGUGUGUCUGAUCAGCCAGGACGUGGGCUACACGCUCUACUCCACGGCUGUGGCCUUCUACAUCCCCAUGGCCGUCAUGCUCAUCAUGUACUACAAGAUCUUCAGGGCGGCCCGCAAAAGUGGAGCCAAGCACCGCUUCACCGCCCUGCCCCCCCGCCCUUGGCAUGAGCCCCCACUGGACUGCGGCGUGGCGUCUGGAGAGGGGUUUAGUCUGCAGGGCCUGCGGCUGGCCCCCGCGCCGAGGCCGCCGGGGGAGGAGUGGUCGGCGAUAGCGCGCCUGCUGCACCACGAGCGGCGCAGCGCCUCCAUCUUUCGGCGCGAGCAGAAGGCGGCCACCACGCUGGGGGUGAUCGUGGGCGUCUUCUCCGUGUGCUGGCUGCCCUUCUUUGUGUUCACCACAGUGCGGCCGUUUGUCUGCGGCGUGCUGUGCAGCUGCGGCCCCACCUGGCUGGAGCGCACGCUCCUCUGGCUCGGCUACGCCAACUCGCUCAUGAACCCCUUCAUCUACGCCUUCUUCAACCGUGACUUGCGCUCCACCUACCGCGACCUGCUCCGCUGCCGCUACCGCAACAUCAACCGCCGCCUCUCCGCCAUGGGAGUGCACGAGGCCCUCAAGGUGUGAGGGAGGGCGUGGCAGGCGGCGCUGCCGGUGGGUGUGUGGGGCUGGAGCGGUCUUGCCAGGCUGUCUGUCUGUGUGAUGGCAGCCAACAUUGGCAGUGCACUCCCCUAGUGUCUGGAGUCAAAGAGUAGACAGUUGUUGCUUUGGCUCCCCGUGCGAGAGCUUGGCGUGAAUUUAACUUUACUGUGGUGCUCCAAGAAUUCCCAGGAUCCAUUACUGAACGGCAACUGCACUGAAGGAAAAACCCCCUGAAUCUCUCUCUCGUUCCCAAUCGCGUUCUCUCUCUCGCCUCGUGCGUUCACUGUCUCAGAAGAAAGUCUUAUUUUGAAACAUGAAUAUUUAUACUCUGAAAUUCUCUUUGAUGAACAUCCAAAGCUAAAGAGUGUAUUUCCCUGCCAAGCUGGAAAGCUGAAAAUGAGGACAGAGAUUCUUUAAGGAUGCUCUAUGCUAAACAGGUCAAAGGUGAUAUUUAUGUAUGUACAUCCUGUUUUAAUCUAUAAAUACAGUGUUUUAUGUUUGGUCAUAUAGGUUAGUGAUUGUCAAUAUAUAUGAUCAACAUGUUUGGGAACAUAACCUGGUGUAGUCUGUAAAUUGUUUCAUCUUGAGUAUCAGUGGUGCUGUUUCCGUAAAUAUUCAGUGAAUUUGCAUGAAUGUUUUAUACAGACUGGCAAAAUUACCCAUGCUGGAAGAUGCUGUAAAUUACUGUAAAAUACUUUUACGUCCUGAUAGCUAUCACUAAAAAGAUGAACCCAUAUCUCCAGGAGUCUGCUAAGCAUUAUAAUCAGCAGCCAAAAAAAACAACAAUGGGUGUCUAUGGCAACCAAUUGAGAAAACUCCAAAGUGGCGGGCAUCUAUGCCUGUCAAUAAAGUUAGAUGUGCAGACCAAGGUAGGAGGUUGACUCCCAUGGUAGUUAAACCUGGCAGAACUUAACAAGACCCUGCUGACAUAGCCUAUAAUAGUUUUAAGGUCAGGCUUUGUAAUAAUUGCUGUGAUAGUAAUAUAGACCUCCCUUGAUAUUGCAUCAUACUUAUCACUAUCACUUCAACUACUGUACAACAUUAAUGUUAUAUUAGUACUGUGCUGUGUGAUAUUGUUUCAACAGGACAUGAGAAAAUGCCUGAAAAUAAGUUUUAGAGCAUCCUAUUCCAUUGAUGGGAUUUUGUUGUGACAAUGCAAGUUCAAGUUUCAAGUUUAUUGUCAUGUUCUCAUAAAAAGGCAUUUAUCAGUAAUGAAAUUCCUUUUGCUCAAGUGUCUGCUCAACUUAAAGGAAUAAAUUAGGUACAAGAAUGUAAACGUUAGAAAGAAAAUACGAAAGACAGGAUGAAGAAGAUAUAAAUUAAAUGAAAGUGGCAAGUGCAAGUGCAAGAGUUUGUCGAUGUUAAAUGUGAGGGGGCGUAGGGCAGUUCAGCAGCCGGAUGGCAUGAGGGUAGAAACGGUCUUUGAAUCUGUCGGUACGGGUCCGUAUGCUUUUGUACCGUCUGCUGUCUUGAUUUCAAAGUGAAGACACAUCUGUCUGGAUGCAAGUAGAUGAUACAGUGAUAGGAAUGCUACUGCUUAGCCCUUUUCUCCAGUGAGGUUUGUAUUUGACUAAAUUGAAGUCAUCAAUCCCCCUUAUCUCUUGCUGUGUCUGAUGUCCUGUGUUGCACAGUAUCCUCUCUUGCUUCGAAUGGAUUCUAGGAUUAGAUGUGAGGUGAUAUCUAUCAGACAGUGUAAAUUGUGUUGUAAAUCUGUAGUGGUGAUGUAUGUUUAUUUGUAUAUUUUUAAAUAAACC